CCGCCAUUGGCCUCUGACGUCAUGGGAGCGCGGCGCUCUCGGUUACGUCAUCGCCGCGCGCCAGCGCCGCGGAACCAUCAGGGGGCGGGAGGCGCGAGUGGCGCGUGACGCUGGGCCUCUCCGCCGCGCGCGUAGGUCUAAGGCACUGAUGUUUGAACAGGAAGCUUCAAAACUUUUUUAAAAGAAUCUUCAGAAUGGCUUUGAACCAUGCAAGCUAGAAGUCGCCCCGGAACACCACCAGCUUCAGCAUGCGUCUGCCCUGUUGGGCUUUCCUGGCGAGCUUUUUGAGGCGGUCUGUCUGCGGAGAGCCAGCGAGCUGACGGCCACAGAACAAGAUUAGUGGAUCUGACUUUUCUGGUAGAAUUCUCUUGCUUUGUUACAUUCUUUCCCAGGGUUCUCAGGGGCAUGGAGGUAUUCAUGGAACUGAAAGGCUUGCUAGGAGGGAAGUAGCACUUUCAUGUGGAAUGAAAACUAAGCAAGCGGCAGCUGUGACUGAAAACACGUAAGCCUCCCACGUCUGGAUGCACUGGAUCGGGGACCCAGAGAAACGGUCACUGUGGGGGAGAGGAGCCAUAGCUAGAGAAGAAAACCCCAAUAAAGAGGAUGAGGGUGACUGGAAAGUAAAUGGCUGCCUCCACCUCGACAGAGACGAAGUCAGCCUCAUGGUGGAACUACUUUUUCCUUUACGAUGGUUCAAAGGUAAAGGAAGAAGGGGACCCGACAAGAGCUGGCAUUUGUUAUUUCUAUCCUUCUCAGACCCUGCUGGACCAGCAGGAGUUGCUCUGCGGGCAGAUUGCCGGCGUGGCCCACUGCAUCGCUGACAUCUCCGGCUCUCCGCCCGCGCUCAUCCGUCUGCGGAAGCUUAAGUUCGCCAUCAAGGUGGACGGAGAUUACCUCUGGGUGCUGGGCUGCGCUGUGGAGCUCCCUGAUGUCAGCUGCCGGCAGUUUCUGGAUCAGCUGAUUGGAUUUUUUAAUUUUUACAAUGGACCCGUUUCUCUGGCUUACAAGAACUGUUCCCAGGAGGAGCUGAGCGCCGAGUGGAACACCUUCAUUGAACAAAUCCUGAAAAACACCAGUAACCUGCAUAAGAUAUUCACUUCCCUCUGGAACCUGGACCAAACCAAAGUGGACCCCCUGCUCCUGCUGAAGGCGGCGCUCAUCCUGCAGACCUGCCAGCGCUCCCCGCACAUUCUGGCCGGCUGCAUCCUCUACAAAGGCCUGAUCGUUAGCACCCAGCUCCCCCCGUCCCUCACGGCCAAGGUCCUGCUUCAUCGAGCUGCAUCUCGGGACCAGAGGACGCCUGCCCGAGGGGCUGCCCUGCAGGAGCGCGGAGCGGCCCUGCCCCCGAACGUGCGCAUCCUGCCUGUGUUCGUGACAGAAGAGGAGGCCGCCAGUCUCCACGAGUUCCCAGGGGAGCACGCGGCUAGCCCCCCUGCGUCUCCAGCCAGACCCCAGGAGCGCUCUGCCCGGCGUCCUUCGAAGGGCCGGAGCCCAUCUGCCCUGAAAGAAGACGGCACCAGGCGUGAGGAACCCCCGGCCUGGACGGGGGCAGCCACACCCAAGUCCAGGUCCCCUGACUUGGCCUGGCCAAAUGGCAGUGGCGAGAACGGGCACUGCCCUGAUGGUCACCUGGAGAGCACCCAGCCUGUGAGCCCGCGUGGCGCUGCCCAGGACCUGCCUCCUGGUCUCCGCUGCGCCCUGGGGAGGGCGCCUGCCUUUCCCGGGGGCCAGGAGGAACUGGACUUGUCUGAGAUCCACAUCCCAGAAGCUCAGGAAACGGAAACAUCCUCAGGUUAUUUUGCCUUUUCAAAUGUGUGUGCCUCCGAUGAUGGUGACUCUGGCAACGUGGACCCGAAGCUCCCCGAGGCCCUGCCUGUGGGCGCAGCCGUCGGAGGCGGCCUCUCCUCCUCUGCACCUGACAUGCUCGGCCAGAACGGGGCCCUGGAGCAGCACGAAGACCUUCCUGGGGGCAGCAGCCACGACCCCGUCCCCAGGGGAGACCUCCCCACCAGAAGGACGAGCUGGCCGUUGUCAUCGCCUCGCUUAGGUUCGAGGCAGAAAGGAACUAAGCUUCCAGUGCGGGAACGUGGCACGGACUGGUGUGUGGGUGGGGAUCCUAAGGACCACUCAGUCCUCGGCCUGGAGUGCCACUCGGGCUCGGCAGACUCUCCAGAGGACGGCCCCUCUGCAGGCAGCGCCGACCCCAGAGAGACGGCAGCAUCCUGUGGAGAACUCGUGCGUGUGAACCUCUACACUCACAGCGUCAAAGGGCUGGUGCUGUCCCUGCUGGCGGAGGAGCCGCUGCUGGGGGACCGCGCCGCCGUGGAGGAGGUGUACCACAGCAGCCUGGCCUCUCUGAACGGGCUGGAGGUCCACCUGAAGGAGACGCUGCCCAGAGGCGAGGCCACCCCCUCCAGCAGGACGUACAACUUCACGCACUACGACCGCAUUCAGAACGUGCUGAUGGCGAACCUGCCGCAGGUGGCCACGCCCCAGGACCGCCGCUUCCUGCAGGCCAUCAGCCUGAUGCACUCCGACUUCGCCCGGCUGCCCUCGCUGUACGAGAUGACCGUCAGAAACGCCUCCACGGCCGUGUACGCCUGCUGCAGCCCCGCCCAGGAAACCUUUUUCCAGCAGCUGACGCCGGCCGCACGGAGCUCCGGCUUCCCGAGUCCCCAGGACAGUGCCUUCAGCCUCCCCGGCAAGGCCAAGCAGAAGCUGCUGAAGCACGGGGUGAACUUACUUUGAACUUGGCUGCAGUGGGAAGGUCAUCACCCCGGGAGGUGGCUGUCCAGUGGAAUACCAACAAAGGAAGCACUGCCUUUUUAAACAGAAAAAACUUCUAUUUUUCUGGAGUAUUCCCUUUUUAGGAACUUGGGAUGCUUGAGUGUUUGAUACUCCAUUUAAAGAUUGGCGUGGGACAGGGUAGUCCUUCAGGACCUGGAGUGUGGGAUAGAGACCAUUAUCACACACUGGCAGUGCUGGGGCCUGGACAGGCGCUGUGGCUCUUGCUCCUUGCACCCGAGAGGGACAGGGCCGAUUAGAUCCCUGUCACCCUGAGCCUGAGGCGCCUGGCAUCUCCUCAGCCUGUCUCCACAGGAAUUCAGGUUGGCUUUUUCCCAUAACCUAGCUGUCCCUAGUCCAGUGUAUUCCAGCCGUGUCUGCCGGGGUCGGUGAGGGGUGGCCACACAGAGGAGCUGGGUUCGGAAGCAGGCAACCCGGACGCCUGCUUCUCAGAGUGUCGUCCUCCCGGGAUGGAAAGUCCUCCCGGGAGGGCUGGGCCAGCCGGGUGGAACCGCCUGGUCUGAAUUCUGGCUCCACACUGGGAGCCUGUUCUGUGGGGUACCUGUCGUGGGGCAAGUCUCGAAAACGUGGAAGGGCGUUUGGGGGUUAGUGGUAACCAAAAGCCCGGGGUGCAGAGAUCGGAGAAUCGGGUGGGUCUGGGCCGUGCAGCUGCCGCUCCUGAGCGAGGGUCCCCAGUGGGAGCUGGCAGAACGUGGCGGGGCAAAGGCAGAGCCGUGCUCUCCAGCCGUCGCCGUGUGUGCCGUGUGCGAGAGAGCCACAUUGCUUUGUGUUUCUGGGCCGGUGUGGUCACCUCGGUGCUGGUCAGUACAGACACGUUUUGAGAACACGGUGCAGACCCCAGGGUGAGCACGCCGGGCUGGCCAAAGGGUCUGCACGGUUU
This is a messenger RNA of Phyllostomus discolor (pale spear-nosed bat), 3685 nucleotides long. RefSeq names its product HPS4 biogenesis of lysosomal organelles complex 3 subunit 2 (gene HPS4). Bases 625 to 2748 code for a protein of 707 amino acids. Gene Ontology annotation, biological process: vesicle-mediated transport. The transcript is spliced from 14 exons. Lineage: Eukaryota; Metazoa; Chordata; Mammalia; Chiroptera; Phyllostomidae. The record is from RefSeq and is a predicted model, not a curated record.